Gordionus sp. m RMFG-2023 is the source of this 969-nucleotide messenger RNA. RefSeq lists its product as uncharacterized. The transcript has 2 exons. Lineage: Eukaryota; Metazoa; Nematomorpha; Gordioida; Chordodea; Parachordodidae. The record is from RefSeq and is a predicted model, not a curated record. The coding region runs from base 148 to 969 and encodes 273 amino acids.
UUGUAAUACUCAUUUUUUAAAAAAUAAUCCCAAAAAGGAAAGUAUUAACGUUAUGCGAAUAUCAUCCUAAAAAGCCCAAGGAUUAAAAUAAGAUUCGUCAUUCUUCGACUCACUCAGCUGUUUUUUAGAAGAGGAAGAAGAAAAAAAAUGAAAGGAAUCGAAGAUAAAUCACUGGACAUCGCUAUAAUAAAGGAUAUUUUGCGACAGCAAACCCUGAAACGGGGCGUGGAAGACUAUCCCGGUCAGCAGCAAAACGAUAUCGAUUACGCCAAAUCGAAAAACGAAGCUAACAAUAUCGCGAAAAAAUCGGGUAAAAGAAACCGUUUCGGCGGCAAGAAAAAUUCGGCAAUGUACGUUUGCUACGUUUUAGUAAUUUUGCUGUUCACCGGUUUGCUCAGGGAAUAUGUGAGGAUCCUAGAACUCAAAAUGCUACUUCAAAAUUGCGCUUCGGAAAAACAUUCGAUCAAUUCGCAGAUGGAUAUAUUGUACGACCAAAGGAUGAGUCUAAAGAGUUUGAUAGAUCGCGAAAGGGAGAUAAACCAAAAGUCUCAAUCAGAGUGGAACGCGAAAGAAGGAACGCUAACCGCGAAAUCCAAGAAAUGCGACGAGGAUCUGACCAAGGAAAGGGAACGAUCCAAGGUGGUAACCAAGCAGAGGACCGACGAGCGCAAGAUGUGGCAAAUAGACAAGAAAAAAUCGCGGGACACCUUGGCGGCCAAGUACCAAGCGGAACUGAACAAUAAAACCAUGGCGCUCGGCUCCAGUUUGCAGAGGUACAAAGUCGACGCCAGGUCCCUGAAGGAUAAAUUGAAUUCUUGCAGCGGGAAGGAGACGGCAAGUCAGAAGAUAAUCGACGAAUUGGGGAAAAAAAUUCUGGCCCUUGAAACUAAGCUCAACGAUCAAAUUACAGGGAUUGUGGCACAGAACAAGGAAACGGAUGUUAACAAUCAGGAAGAAAACAUCAUUUAA